UUUGAAUAUUGUAGUUUGAUAUGUACAGCAACGAAACCUAUGAAAAACGUGGGGGAACUUUCAAAUACAUAUAGAAUAUUAAACAUUUAGCUUAACACUACUUAUUAGACCAGUGAACAAAAUAGUACAUAUAACUUUGAUAUUACUAAAAUAUAUAUAAAAAAACAAAUGUUUAUAAUUAAGAUUAGAAAUACAAUAACAAACGAAUUGAAAUAAUACUGUCUAAUUUAAUCUAAUUUUAUUUUAACUUCUUUAUUGGAAUAAAACUAUUUUUCUAAUAAAAAUGUCAAAGGUUUUAACAUUAAUUAAAGAGACAUUUAAAAAAUAUCCCAUGUUGGCUAAUUCAACUGUUUACGGAACAAUGUGUGUUGGAGCUGAAUUGUCUCAACAAAUCAUUACUAAAAGAAUAUUGAAUAAGACAGAACCUCCAAAACCCAUAGAUAAAGAAGUUUUGGGUCGUUAUGCAGUAAUUGGCACAUUAAUUAGUCCUAACAUUUUAUAUUUCUGGUAUAAGUGGUUGGACAAAGCAUUUGUGGGUACAGCACCAAAAAUUAUUGUAAAAAAAAUGCUUUUGGAUCAAUUCCUUAUGACUCCACCUCUAUAUGUUAUUUUUUAUGUUAGCAUGAGUUUAAUGGAGGGUAAAAAAGAUCUAUUAGAAGAAUGUAGACAAAAAUUCAUUCCAACAUUCAAAACCAGCUGUGUGUUUUGGUUACCUGCACAAGCCAUUAACUUUUUAAUGGUUCCACCGCCUGCUAGAGUUAUUUAUGUGGGAACCUGUUCAUUUAUUUGGAUUAACAUGCUAUGUUGGAUUAAAAGAAAUGACUACAACACUGUGAAAGAGCAAUGAUUCUUUAUUAUACAAAAGAAAAUAUAGAAUACUUUAUGUGACACACAAGUUUGCUACAUGACUUCAUAGUUCAUACUUACAGUUUAAUACACAAGACUGUUUCAAUAUUAAUAUUACAUAAAAAUAAAUAGCACUUUAAAAAAAAUUAAAUAAUUAGGUAAGUGACUUACCUAGUUUAGCUAGUUACAUGUUGUGAUUUAGUACAAAGUGUUCAAUCCCUCUACACAGGGCUAAGUAGGUUUUUCUGUUUUUUUAAGCACAGGCAAUAGCUAUUAGAAGACGUUAAACAAAUAUAAAUAACAUAAAAUUUUUGUUUUAAAACAUAGAAGUAAACAUGACUUUUAUUAUAUACACAUUGUACUAAUUAAUAUUUACAUUUUCACAUAAUUAAUUUUAUUUUAUUUUGAUUUUCUAAAAAUUUUAAUAAACUUAUACAACUCUGUUUGUACAUAUUAAUUUUAUUAAUAGAGUAUUUAUCUUUUUCAUCUUGUUUUGCAGCUUCAACCAUUUUUUUUGCAGAAUCUUCAUCAUUAGGUUUUAAAGAAAUAAUUGAGAAUUCUAGUUGCAUGAAUCUAAACAAAUUUAUUUAAUAUAAUUACUAUGAUAAACAUAAUUAUAAUUCAAAUAUUUAAUAAUAUAUAUAAUAUUAUACUAUUUACUUACAAACAAUGCAGAAUCACCCAACAUUCUUCUAACCAUAAUGUAUGAUCACGUACUGUAUGUUUAAUUUCCAUAUGAUUUUCAAAAGAUAUAUGCUCAAGCUUGAGAUUAAUGUUAUCUAACUUUUUUUUCAAACAUUCAUUAAUUUGAUAAAAACGAUUC
Molecule: messenger RNA, 1669 nt
Organism: Daktulosphaira vitifoliae (grape phylloxera)
Lineage: Eukaryota; Metazoa; Arthropoda; Insecta; Hemiptera; Phylloxeridae
Product: mpv17-like protein
Exons: 4
Coding region: 284-847 (187 amino acids)
Cellular component (GO): cytoplasm; membrane
Source: RefSeq, a predicted model, not a curated record